Messenger RNA from Copidosoma floridanum, 1403 nucleotides. RefSeq names its product venom protease. The record is from RefSeq and is a predicted model, not a curated record. NCBI's taxonomy places the organism in Eukaryota, Metazoa, Arthropoda, Insecta, Hymenoptera, Encyrtidae. Gene Ontology annotation, biological process: proteolysis. Gene Ontology annotation, molecular function: serine-type endopeptidase activity.
AUGAAUAAAAUAUUCCUGACAAGUGGUUUCUGCGUUUAUAGCAAACUAAGUCUUAAUGGAUCAUGGCCGUGGAUGACAGUGCUAGGGUACUACAACAAAUCGAAAAAAGUCCUAAAAUGGCUCUGUGGCGGAAGUCUCAUUUCGAGAAAGCACGUACUCACGGCUGCCCACUGCGUGUACGGUCGCACCGACUUGAGAAUCGCCCGUCUCGGUGAACACGAUCUCCGCACCAACACCGAAGGAGCACAUCCGAUCGACGUCCAUAUUAAACGAGGUACCAUUCAUCCCAAUUACAAUCCGGUCACAGUCGAAAACGACAUAGCCGUGCUGAAACUGAGAGACGAAGUCACGUUUACAGAAGCCAUUCGCCCAAUUUGUUUGCCAUUGCUGGAGCCUCUGAGAAAUCUUGAUAUCACUGGAAGAAAUCCGUUUAUCGCCGGCUGGGGUGCACUUGAUUUCCGUGGAAAACAAUCUAGUGGAGUUCUACUUGAGGCACAAAUACCCGUGGCAGAUGAAGCGUCAUGCCGGCAAGCUUACUCAAGAAUCCCUCAAGAACUUCACAUUGACGAAAGGACGUUAUGUGCUGGCCACCCUCUAGGAGGGAAGGACGCCUGUCAGGGUGACAGUGGUGGACCUCUCAUGUAUCCGCAUCAAAAAACAUUCUACGCUUUUGGAAUAGUCUCGUAUGGCUUCAAAUGUGCUGAACCAACCUUCCCAGGAGUCUACACUAAAGUUUCGUACUUCCUUGACUUUAUCUUGGCAAAUUUGACGUAGAAGAAGAAUAUUAAAAUAGUAUAUGGCGCAAUUAAGGAAAAAAGUCAUGAAUACCCAGCUCGCACGAUCGGAAGGAUUUUUUAUUCACACAGAAGUCAUACACUCAUCACUGAUUAAAAAAAAAAAAAAAAAAAAAAGUCGUGGGUGGGCUAUAUUAUUAUAGCAUGUGAUCUGAGGCAUUAUUUACUUUUCCUCUCUUAAUACGGAAUGUACUAUUUUUUACCAUUAUGUAUAGUGACUAAAUGUUAAGUGUUGAUGUACUUUUAAAAUAAUUGUUUUACACAACUAAUAAUAACUAGAUGUGAGCAGGUACUCACAUUACAUAGCCAUUACACUCUCGACACCUAAAUUUCGAGUACCUUAAAGUUUAAGUCGUUCGAUACUAUUUGAGUAUGUAUUUGGGUUCGACUGGAACUCAAUAUUUCUCGAAUUGACAUUUUGAGUACUCGCAUUCCCUGAACAUUUAAAACUAUGUAGGGAGGAAUGCGGGAGAAUGUAGGUUAUCGAUUUCAAGUUUUUUGUCCUUUUUGCAUUUUAGUUUUAAGUUUAAGUGUUAGUGUAAGCCAUAUUUUGUAUAUUUUCAUACUUUUUAAUAGUACUCGGGAGUUGAAUAAAAAUGCGGACGACCA